Messenger RNA from Helobdella robusta, 582 nucleotides. RefSeq lists its product as hypothetical. The record is from RefSeq and is a predicted model, not a curated record. The annotation marks the transcript as partial. Lineage: Eukaryota; Metazoa; Annelida; Clitellata; Rhynchobdellida; Glossiphoniidae. The transcript has a single exon.
AUAGAUAUAUUAACCUCACAUAUCAAAGCAUGUAUUGCUACGAUAUGUGAGGUUUUUUUAUACUUUUACGAGCAUCAAGAACACAUAGCCUUAAUACUUGUUGUUAUGAUUACGAUCGUUACAGGAGAAAAGGACAGUGGAAAGUCUUCUUAUCUCCAAAACUGGUAUACCUCUGAUCCCGUUGGUUGCGGAAUUCUCUCACAGAAAGUUAUACGCAACAACCUUGUUGCCGGAUAUGACAUGUUAUUGUUGCCUUCGCUGGUAAAAAUGCCGCUGUGCCGAACGCCAAACCACCUCGAGGAUCUCCAAACAACAGAUACUAUUACGCAAGGACGCUUUACCUUCUCCGCCUCAACUUUUCAAGAAGCAAUAAGUCAAACCAUGCCUUUACUCCUAUGCUCCGACACAUUCUGGCUAGAUGAAAUAGGACAGCUCGAACUCAACAAUGCCGGAUAUGCUCCGUUACUUCAUUUUGCUAUCAUGCAGUGUUGUAAUUUGCGCUUGGGUGUACGACUGAGUCUUUUGCCCGACAUCAUAGAGCGUUUCGACCUACAUGCUUGCCAGAUCAUCAAGCUUUCUUAA